Messenger RNA from Fomitiporia mediterranea MF3/22, 3429 nucleotides. RefSeq lists its product as uncharacterized. Lineage: Eukaryota; Fungi; Basidiomycota; Agaricomycetes; Hymenochaetales; Hymenochaetaceae. Gene Ontology annotation, molecular function: zinc ion binding; DNA-binding transcription factor activity, RNA polymerase II-specific. The record is from RefSeq and is a predicted model, not a curated record. The transcript has 3 exons. Gene Ontology annotation, biological process: regulation of DNA-templated transcription. The coding region runs from base 1 to 3429 and encodes 1142 amino acids.
AUGUCGGCCCCUCCAACUAAUCGGGUUCCUAAUCCUGCCUCGACUUCUUCGACCCGUUUUUCCCAUCUGCCGCACCAGUUCUCAUCGCAAACUGGAACAACCUUCGUACACGACGCAAUCGGUUAUUAUCCAUCGUUCGGCGCGAUUCCUUCGUCAGUCCCUAAAUCAACGACGUCAUCGUUUGCCUCCGCACUUGUCCUUGCUCCCGAGCAGGACUCUCCAUCUGCCCGGAAUCACCACACAAGACCUUCGCCUCGUGAUCACGACGUACGGGUGAUGCGCAAUUCUCCUGCAGGUUCAAAUACCACUCCCACCUCUGAGGGAAGCAUGUCCGCCACUCUCCCUGGCCGGCAGGGCGUCGGAACUGACUCAUAUGUUUUGUCCUGCGCUCAAGAUCAGACGUAUCAGGGUGGAGAAGUACACAGGCACGCUCCAAUAUCAUCGCAAUUUUCUGACGAACUCUCGUAUUCCCAGAUGCAUCCGUCAUCAUCUUCGAUGUCGUUCCUUCAAUCGAAUCACCAACGACCUGAUGAGCUCCUCUGGGCGCAUGACGAGCCAUUCUCAAUGUUCCAAAAUGCACACCUUCCUCCGUCGAAUACCGCUGGUGUCACAGAUCCGUCUCACUUUCCUACCUAUGGAGCGGACUACUCCUUCAAUCCCAUUGGGAUCAAUGGAACUGGGAUCAACGUCUGCCAUGCAGAGGAAGAGAUGGUCGGUUGGUCACUUGAACGAACGGGUGAAACGUUUCCGGCGCCCGCGGGAAUAGAUUUCGACUUCAUGCCAGAUGCUAGUGCAUGGUCUCAUUUGCCGAGCGCGUCGAUCUCGGCUCCCGAUCGACGGUCUGGAGUUGGAUUUGCUUCCGGUUCUAGCUGUGGUUGCAAUUCAAUCUCUGCACAGUCCUUCGCGCGAUCUGAUUCCGACCCGCUGAGCGGGAAGUAUUGUGGGGAAGGACAGGAGGCAUCCCAGCAACACGAACGUCUCGAACAAUAUGAUGCUACGAACGGCCCAUCUGGUGUACAAGCGUCCAUUCCACAUCACCCUUCUCCAGUAGUGGGUCAAUUGGAUGGUGAACAGAUAAGUAGUUCCUUCAUCCACUUGCAAACAAUGCAGUCGGCUUCUCCCUCAAUGAGUGUCCCGUCUCAAUACGUUCGAGCCAAUGGAAAUCUACUCCAGUCUGCCCAAGCACAAGAGGAAACCGUUCAAGGACAAGUACAUCGUGGCCACAGUGCAUUGAUGCCACCGCCGCCCAUUCCCGCCCGUGCUCACACAUUAGAUUCGGAACAACCGAAGUCAAGAAACCGCGGUCCUCAUUCUUCCCUUGAGCGACGUCAUACCGUCGCGGUACCUCCGACCACGAACGUAUUGCCUGUGGAUGCAGGCGCUUCCUCCGCAGAAACCCCGUCAGUCGUUAGCACGCGCUCUUCUUCGGCCGCACCAGACUCCUCAAGGUUUCGCGGUGAAUCAUCCUCCGAGGGAUCUGCAACGCCUCGAAAUGCGACUGGAUCUCUGAACGAUGCGAUGUGGACGCAGGCUCAGGAGUACAAUAGACACUCCUUAUCAGAAACGUUCCGUCAACAGCAUGACAUGUCUGACCCACCAGCCGAAAUCCGAGAGGGAAAUGCCCUCCACCGUAGCACGAGGUUUGACAGUGCUCUACGGGGUUCUCCUUUGAUGGAGAAGAUUAGGCAAGUGAGUCAGGGGCAGAACGGUGAGACAGGAACCACCAGAGGUACUGGAACCGGAACCGAUGCCCACAAUAGUGUGAUAGGAACCGAGCCUCCCACUGCGCCCGACGACUUGAGCGACAAGGAGUUCUUCAACGGGCCGAUUGGGAAGGACUGGACUCCUGCAGUGGCGAACCACGAAGUUUGUCUAGCACCUGAUUCUUCAGAAAAACCUCCUUUCGCAAAUCCGCUUGUCUCGCCCAUAUCUCCAACGAGUACGGAAGAGGUAACCACACCUUCAGUAGAAUUCGCUCGCAACGGUAAUCACCAAGUAUGUACGACAUAUGCGUCCGUGGCACCAGCAAACCCUGCAAGUCGUCCUGUGUUGCCACCAGACUCCCUGAAUCAUUAUGUCAUCCCAGUAUUGCGACACGAUGGACAUCUCGCACCUCAUGUUUCUGGACUUGGAGGCGGUUUCAUAAGUGCGUAUGAUGGCCGUUCCUAUCUGACAGAUGACUCUGAACCGGAUCCUGAACAUGUCCCUCCUGCACCCCCAGGAGCUCGGAGUGGCGACAACCCAGUCCUUAUGAGAUUUUUACCACAUCCCAUGCAGAAACGCGGUGAGAUCUAUCAUCAGAUGCUCAACCCAGCCCCUCAGCCACAGAGCGGAAAGGGUCCGCCGAACCAGGACGAUGCUACGGAACGCACCCGUGCUGAGGACGGAGUAAAUCAGACCCCAGAAACGAAUGACGAUGCGAGAAAAGACUUUGAAGAGAAGGGUAUCAAGAGUGAAGAGCAGGGUGAGGGUUGGGGUUCCACUGAGGGUGGAUCACACGGGCAGCGAUUUGCGCUGCCCGGGCUUGUACAUCGCGACGGUGAUAGAACCGGAGCAAGUAAUAGGUCCGGCCCACGCUUGAAGCUUUCGACAGAGAAGAAAACCCCUCCAAAGAUGGCGUGUCAUUUCUGUCGCAAUAGGAAGAUUGCGUGCGGUCCUAGUAAGUGUGGAGACCUUUCAAUCUGCAACCAAUGUGAACGGCGAAAUUUGCGGUGUAUUUUCCCAACUGUGUCCCGCAGGGGAAUGCGGUCGAAAAUGCCACGAUCCGCACAUACUGUCGACGGGACGAGUGAAGUGGAUAAAGACUCUGUUGAAGAGGACGAGUAUCCUGACGAGUCCGAGGACAACUCUGCAUCUCCUGGCAGAAGAGAGUCCAGAACGCCGGGUUUUGGUUCUUCUGAGAAACAGCGGAACAUGAAGAAGUCCCGUGAGAAGGCUGUUAAAAGUCGAAUUUCAAAGGGAAGGGGAAAAGGGAAAGGGAAGAUAUCCGAAGUACAGCGGGAAGAUCAGUCUGGAAAAGACCACGGUGAGGUUGACAUGGAUGGGGACCGGCAGGAACCACAGGAGGCUGACAUAGAGAUGCGAGUUGACCAUGGGUCGGGAUAUGCAGAUGACCCGCUGGCGUCACUCGGUGCUGCACAGAUGCAAUGGCAACAUCAACAAUCCCAUGCUGUGCCAGUUCCUUCAUCGAUUCGACCCAAUGCGCCCGCCUCUGUGACCUAUCCUACUGUACAUUCUUCCCUGUCUUCGUCAUCUUUGUCGACUCUAGGCUUCACACAGAGUACGUUCGAAGUUUCCUACCCGGUACCUGGCAAUGGAGACAACUAUUCUCUACAUGUGGGAUCUUCUCAUCCUUUCACAACAAGCCCGCUACCACGAAGAAAUCCGCAAUCCAGCAUUGCUGCCGAGGGUAGUGCUGAUCAUUUGUGA